AUGCUCGAGAUCGAGAGCGAACAUAAAAUUCCCGGAGGCUUCAGAAACAACACUGAAGCAGUGAAGCAACAUAAGUUAAAGAAAUAUUCUGUUGGGACUCAAAGAACGGCUUUAAUGAGAAUUGGAAUAAAAAUUUGUCGAAAACAACAUUUUUAUGGCAGAUUAAGAGCGUCAAUUCCAAUGACAUGUUUUCUGACGGCUGCCGAGAGAAUUCAAGUUCAGUAA
This is a messenger RNA of Clunio marinus, 225 nucleotides long. NCBI's taxonomy places the organism in Eukaryota, Metazoa, Arthropoda, Insecta, Diptera, Chironomidae. The record is from the annotation of a GenBank genome assembly.